Messenger RNA from Monopterus albus (swamp eel), 3722 nucleotides. It is a transcript of the gene slc25a14, whose product is annotated as solute carrier family 25 member 14. Gene Ontology annotation, biological process: transmembrane transport. The coding region runs from base 500 to 1477 and encodes 325 amino acids. NCBI's taxonomy places the organism in Eukaryota, Metazoa, Chordata, Actinopteri, Synbranchiformes, Synbranchidae. The record is from RefSeq and is a predicted model, not a curated record. The transcript is spliced from 8 exons.
UGCCAGUCGGUAACCUCGCUAACAUGCGGGCUAAUGAUUUCCAAAUGUGUUACUAUAGCUUACUAGCUGUUAGCUUAGCUGGAGUCAUCUACUGCUAGCUAACUAUCAAAACAGUUGGGACGGCCUUCUGUGUAAUAAAGGCGUUUAAAGUGCGCCGUUCUCUUAGUAAAAUUUUGGUGGGAAUAAGUGAGGUGAUUUAUACAUCGUUAAUGGCUCAGCGCCUGUGCUGAUUGUAGCGUUAACCACAAUUAACUUCAUUUUAUUCUCGUGACAGUUGCUGUACCCGGAAUGUCACUCAUAGUUUUCCCCUCCCCCACCGGCACAGCAGCCAAUUGAAUGACUUAAACAAAAUGAUUGAAGUACCUUGCUGCCAAUAGCAACCUUACAAAAAAUAUGAUGGCUCUCUUAGCAGUAAUCGACACAGCGGGUGUCUUUUCCGGCGCAGACUGGGAUGCUGAUGCUGAGGAUCCUCGUUCAUCUGUAGAAUCACUGUAUCUAAAUGUUUCUCGACAUGUUCUAUUGUCUAAAGUUGCAGCACUGUGUUGACCUCUGUUUGGGCAGCCUACUCUUGUUUUUAGCGGGGCUGCAGCAGGUGGAAGCAGCCGCCGCCACGGAAAUGGCCAACUUGAACUGGAAGCCGUUCAUCUAUGGAGGGAUGGCCUCGAUUGUCGCAGAAUUCGGGACAUUUCCCAUUGACCUAACUAAGACCCGGCUACAGGUCCAAGGUCAGUCUCAGUACACAGAGGUGCGCUACAGAGGCAUGUUCCAUGCCCUCUUCAGGAUCGGCAAAGAAGAGGGUAUCCGUGCACUAUACUCUGGGAUUUCCCCUGCUCUUUUGAGACAGGCUUCUUACGGGACAAUCAAAAUUGGAACCUACAACUCCCUGAAGAGGCUGUUUGUCACUCGUCCAGAAGAUGAGACCAUGGUCAUCAAUGUCUUCUGUGGUGUCGUGUCUGGAGUCCUGUCCUCCUCUCUGGCCAACCCCACUGAUGUCCUUAAGAUUCGAAUGCAGGCACAGGGCAGCCUGCUCCAAGGCAGCAUGAUGUCCAACUUCAUCAACAUCUACCAGACAGAGGGCACCAGAGGGCUGUGGAGAGGUGUCAUUCCCACAGCACAGCGAGCAGCCAUUGUCGUUGGGGUGGAACUUCCUGUUUAUGACAUAACAAAGAAGCACCUCCUUCGCUCUGGCCUCAUGGGAGACACCAUUUUGGCACAUUUCAUUUCAAGUUUCACGUGUGGCUUGGCGGGAGCGCUGGCCUCUAACCCUGUAGACGUUGUCCGGACCCGUAUGAUGAAUCAGCGCGUUCUGUCAGGAAGCCCCAUAUACAAAGGAACACUGGAUGGAUUGAUGCAGACGUGGAAGAACGAAGGCUUCUUCGCUCUAUAUAAGGGAUUCUGGCCUAAUUGGCUACGACUGGGACCUUGGAACAUCAUUUUCUUCAUCACCUUCGAGCAGCUGAAGAAGCUCCCAUUUUAACACGAGCAGGAAAUGGGACUUUGCUAGACUGUGUCGGAGAUAACUGGGGUGUGAGCGCUGCAGCACCUGGAGUUUUGGCACCAGUACAUUCACACUCCCCCUUUAAAUACAGUAUCAGUAAUACAGCACACAUCAUCACCUGCACAUGUUCAUCCAAAUGUUAUACAGAUUUUUUUUUUUUUAUAUAAGAAAGUUUUUAUUUAUUGUCACUGGUUCUGUUUUCAUGCUGUUUUAAAGACUGGUACAUUGAUAAUUACUUUGACACUGCCUAGGCAGCUAAAUGUUUGGUUGUAGCUGAAGACAAAGUAGUGAAGGCUAGGUUUCUUUCCUUCAGCUAAUGGGAAAGACAGUUUAGAGCUGUGGUUUGGCUGAAUGUUGGCUUUUUUUUAAACAAUUGUUACAUCAGGAUUACUGCACAGGUCAGAAAAAAACAUUAGAAAUGAAUUUAUUAAUAAGCCUACGCACUUGAUGAUGUCAGUUCAGACAUAUGACUAUACAGUUUGUGGGGGGGGGGCAAGAAAAGAAUAUGAAAUUUGAAAGUGAGCAGUUUUUAUGGCAUAGGCACUGCAUGAACUGUGCCUAGAACAUAACCGAUUUCAAUGUCAAAUGUUCAGGAAUUGCUUGGAAGAGUUGUAGAAAUGAUAAAGUGACUGUUACAAGUAGUUCAUGUACUGACAGCCAACAGUGCAAUAUGCUUGACCACUGGGUUCACAGUGAAAGAAUGGAGGAAAUAAUGCUCAGCAGUACUCCAGAAAGUUCAGCUUUGCGUCCACUAGGCCUUCACUAGGCCUCAGGAAUUCUUCAUGCGGUUUUAAUUACACUCAAUACAUAAACUUCAGAAUGAAGUUGUACUUGAAACUGUCCAAAAUCUGAACCAAAACCCCUAAAAAAACAAAAAGUAGGCGCUCUUUUGUCUUAUUCAUUCAGAACCAAAACAGUUUUUUGUUUUCUUUUUUGAAACAUUGACUCCAGAUUAGCUGUAGAAACCUUUACCUCCAGUCAGCUGCAGGAUUAGGUGAUGAGCUGUGAGCAGACCUUGCUGCCAUAAUGAUCCAGAACUGUACAGACUGAUUCACAUGCAGGUGUGGAUGUAUUUUAUCUUCAGUAUGUCCAGAUGUACAUAUGCCUCGUUCCUGUUUUUUUUCCUUUCACCGUUGUGUCCCAGGUUUCAUGUAAAGUCAAGAAAUUAAUGAAAAACAGGCAGCUUGUGUGGAUUGAGUGUGUAAAAGAAGGCCUUUGUGCCAAAUGCAUUUCUACCAACUGGGUGAAACUUAUUUACAGAUAAUACUUUAAGGAAGUUUUGUUUACAGCUGCUCUGGGUCCCUGUAAACUUUGGUUUGCAGGAGAAAGUCAGUGGAGUUGGAAUAGAUGACUUGUCUGAAACAUAUUUGAAUUUUGUGACACAUUCUCUAAAUUCGAUCCAUGUAAAACAGAUUUUAAUAACUUGUUUUUAUUCUGUAGCUAUAAAAGAUGAUCUCCACAGUGAUGCUGCAAAAUUUUGGCAAUAGAAAAUUUCCUUCCUUCGAUUUGCACAGCACUGGAGUGUAGCCUCCACCCUAGCCGACCUUUCUCUUUGAUCCAUCUGCAUCACUGAACAUGUUUUUAAUAUCAAAUGUUACAUUUUGAAAUUAAUUUUAGUACCUUUGUUGAGCUGACAGCUUUAAAUUUCUCAACACUGGUCAUCCCGAUCACGGUCCCUCACAGAAGCAACAAACAGUGCUUUAAAUUGCUGAGAUUAGUCACACGAUUUUUGUUGUCACUUGCCAUAACACUCCCCCAUUUUUUUAAGGCAAAUGUUUUUCUCUGCCUGCCUUUAGGUCAGUAAAGUCUCUGCUUAAGUUACAGUAGUAUCACAGCAUACAGUACAGUACUGCAGUGAAAACGGAUUUGUUAUAUGGACUGAAAUGUUCUCUCAAACAUUUUGGUCUCAUCUAGUUGCAUUGAGCAGAUGGAGCAAAUUAAGAUACAGAAAAAUCUCAAUUGUUUAUCAAGCUGGUUAUAAAAGUAGUUUUUAUGCUAACCAGCAACUUGCUUAAUGUGUUCCUUGCACAUUGUUGCUUUAUUUUUUCUCCACCUUCAUUGUGUAUGCAUGUGUGAGAAAUGUAUGUGACAUCUGUUAAGUCCACACUUGAUUCAUAGCAGGGUGUAUUCACUUUAAUGUUACAUGAACUGUCAAUGUCUAAUCAUUUGAAAUAUUCCUGCAGUUUAUGUUGAUCCGAUUUGCCAUUUAAAUGAUUCAUCUAUU